Molecule: messenger RNA, 1167 nt
Organism: Soboliphyme baturini
Lineage: Eukaryota; Metazoa; Nematoda; Enoplea; Dioctophymatida; Soboliphymatidae
Source: the annotation of a GenBank genome assembly
AUGCCCGUCACCAUAGAAGAGGCAUUUGCUGACUUUUCACUCGGUUUGUAUCGUGAGGCGUGUGCGACUCCCGAUGAUGCUGUUCUGUCGCCGGCUGCCGUUUCGCUUGCUCUUUUCCCUGCAUAUGUUGGAUGCAAAUAUGAUGCCCAUACACAGAUACAGGAAGCUUUGCUUGGUAGCAAAGCUACUGAAAAAGACACUCUGAAGUGUUUUGCUGACCUAUCGAAAGUGGUCGACAAGAAAGUGACGUCGCCGGCGUUGCGGGUGUCAAAUCGUAUUUACAGUCAGAACGGUUUUACGAUCUCAGACACGUACAAGCGGCGUCUAGCGAACGAGUGCGGCAGUUGUGACGUGGUCUCAAUCGACUUUUCCUCCUCAGCGGUAUUCGAUAAGGACGUCAAUCGUUGGGCAAACGAAUCAACUGGUGGAAAAAUGAAGCAGAUCGCUUCAGCGGACAUGUUCCCUUUGUCAACGAAGAUGGUCAUUCUGUCGGCCGCGUCGUUCAAUGGCCGAUGGCAGUGCGAAUUUGUUUCAUCUGAUACAUCGAAGAGAACGUUCUACAGUAAUCCAACAAGUAGUUCCAAAAUCUACAUGAUGAAACAAACACUGCAGUGUAUGUACGGCGAAAAUGACGCAUGUCAAGUAUUACAAAUGGAUUACACGGAUAAACUCAUGAGCUUGUUGAUUUUUCUGCCUAAAGAAAAGUUUGGGUUAAAACGGUUUGAGUUGAAUCUUUCUGGAGCCAAGAUUUUCAAUUUGAUUAAUUCUGUACAUCGGAAAGCCGUUAAGGUAGUAAUUCCAAGGUUUGGUCUAGAAAACAGCUUCAGUCUUAAACGUUCUUUACUGAAAAUGAAAAUCACACACGUUUUCAAUCCGGAUUUGGCGGAUUUUACUGAUAUGACAACGAAACGAGGAUUGUGCAUUUCUUCGGUCAUCCACAAGGCUAUCAUUGAGGUCAGUGAGAAAGGAUGCGAAGCAGCCGCAGUAGGGUUUCCAUCUACCGCGGCGUCUUUGGCGGUCUGCAUGGAACCACCGAAGGAGUUUAUCGCAGAUCAUCCAUUUUUGUUCAUGGUCAUAGAAAAAUGUGAGACACUGUUCGUUGAUGAUAUCGAAGAUCUGUGCCACACCAUGGGCUACAUGAAUGAACGUUCCACAAAUAGCACCUGA